CCAAAGUGUAUUCCAUACAAUACGCAUACCGGUACCAUUAAAUUGUUCAGAAGAGAGGCCGCAACUCAGGAAGAGACCGAACUCCAAACAAAGGACAAAAGCAAUUCCGGUGCAAUUCAGUGCCGUUUUCUGAAGAAAUAGAGAGACGAGUCGAUUCUGAUUUUCAUUCGCAGCACUGUACACAUCCACAGAGCAAUCAUCAUGUCGACACAGGUAAUUGACUGGGACGAGGCCAUGCAACAAUGCGGCGAAGACGAAGAGUUUCUUCGGGAGCUCCUGGGAGAUCUUCGUGACGAAACCAACACGCAAAUGGCAAAGAUGGAAGAAGUCAUACGGGUAUGUAGAGCAUAUCGCGUGUCGCUUUAAUCUUGCUGCAAGAACGAACGACAGUUUUUGUCCCUAGAAAUAUUAGCCUCCUGACUCGCAGUCGUACUCUCUCGAGUCAUAUUUUCUGAUUGGUACACCGUGCUAUUGCAAUCGAUUUCUCUAACAUAGCCUUACUACAUUUUUCGACAAACUGAUUCGGAAUGACAACGAAAUACUGAAUAUAAUGGAAUGUCAAAAAUCAUCCUCUCGCCGCAACACCCAAAAACUGUGAUAAAUUUGCUGUCGGACCUUAAAGAAUCCAACCGGAUCUCCCUUCGUGGAACUGCAUCGCGCGGCGCACGUCAUUAAAGGAGCUGCUUCGAACCUGAUGUGCUCGCAGCUCCGUGAUACUGCCCUGGCAUUGGAAUCAGCCGCCACGAGCGCUGCCAACGCCCCUGAUGGGGCAACAAACCCGGCCGUCAUCGAUACAGUCAAAGCGAAAUUUGAAGAGCUGAAGAAUGCCGUGUGCCUUUAUAACGCCCAUCUCACGUCGUUGAAUGUAUAGGCCAUAAUCAUCUUACAAUAGCAUGGAAACGAUGAUUGGUUCAUUAUUCUAAAUUGGUUUUGCGACGAUUGGUUUAUCGAUCGACGUUGAGAUGAGAAUAAUGUGGAUAUUCAGAGAGAUUGAGGAUGGAAUGCCUCCAAAUAAUUGAAAGGUGUGAAAGGAUAAAGUUUCAAGCGGCCUCCUGCCGCGUCCAUAUUUUUGACAUUGGUUUUCAGAAAGGAAGUGCCCAAUGGAAAUUGAACACUUAAAAUAGGAAAGAACACUCCAAUCUAACACAAGUGAUCAGCCCAGAAAAUUGGAAUCAGGAAUGAAGUAUUUGUAGUAGAGCGAUGAAUAUAUUGUUUUAUAAUGC
Messenger RNA from Pseudo-nitzschia multistriata, 1223 nucleotides. NCBI's taxonomy places the organism in Eukaryota, Bacillariophyta, Bacillariophyceae, Bacillariales, Bacillariaceae. The record is from the annotation of a GenBank genome assembly.